Molecule: messenger RNA, 1334 nt
Organism: Zonotrichia albicollis (white-throated sparrow)
Lineage: Eukaryota; Metazoa; Chordata; Aves; Passeriformes; Passerellidae
Source: RefSeq, a predicted model, not a curated record
AAUCCCUUGGGUGCCUUUCUUAGUCCUUCUGAAAACGAGCAAAAACGAGGACACCACCCUCCCUGUCCAAACCUGAGCUUGGGACUCGUUCUGCUUUUCCUCCUCCUCGCGUGGACGCUCUCAGAGUGGGUUUCCCUCAGCCCGGGUUUGUGUCACCCCCUCAGGGAGCCGGUGGAUGAGGUGCUGCAGAUCCCCCCGUCACUGCUGACAUGCGGGGGGUGCCAGCAGAACAUCGGGGACCGCUAUUUCCUCAAGGCCAUCGACCAGUACUGGCACGAGGACUGCCUCAGCUGCGACCUGUGCGGCUGCCGCCUCGGCGAGGUGGGCCGGCGCCUCUACUACAAGCUGGGCAGGAAGCUCUGCAGGAGGGACUACCUCAGGCUCUUUGGCCAGGACGGGCUGUGCGCCUCCUGCGAGAAGCGGAUCCGCGCCUACGAGAUGACCAUGCGGGUGAAGGACAAGGUCUAUCACCUCGAGUGCUUCAAGUGUGCCGCCUGCCAGAAGCACUUCUGCGUGGGGGACAGGUACCUGCUCAUCAACUCGGAUAUCGUCUGCGAGCAGGACAUCUACGAGUGGACUAAGAUCAACGGCAUGAUCUAGCACGGACGCGCCUGGCGCUCUGGGACAGACACCUCCCGGGCCCGGCUGCAGCCAGGAGAUCAUCCCUUGGGCUGUGGGCUUUGGAACGGGGGGGGAACGCCAUGGUCAGCCCUCGGCAGGCAGCACUGCCUAGAAUGUAAACUACACCCAGGUGAAGGAGGGAGAGCAAAGCAAUAGUAGCUAGACUGACUCGUGUUCGCAGCACGGACAGUAACUGACAUCAGCUGGCAGCUGGGGACAGACACAGCACCACAACCCAUCCUCCCAACUGGAGCAGAGUAGGGACUUCUGUAAAGACAUGUUAUGACGUUGUCACCUGCAGACUAGGAUUGUGCAAUUCAGUUUUCUUUCUGUCUUGUUUUCAUUGCUGAGUUUAGAUGACAAGCUCCCACAGUAGGCGUGAUGAGGAAUACUGGAAGGAAAGAGCCAUCCCUCACGUGGUCAUUCCAAUAUGGCCUUACACUUUGGGUGGGAGUUAUUUUUGCAUGGAUUUUUUCUUUUUCCUUUGAGAAUGAACAGUGCAUCCUCUAGUCCCAGACUCUUCUUUUAAAAAACCCUGCUGGAUAGUUGCUUUCGGGCACUGCUGUCUCAAGAUGAGAUGUUCCCCGGAUCAUUUCUAUACAAAUAUAAAUCUAAAGAGUUGUUCAACUAUUUUAUUAACUUAGAUUAUAUCAAUAAAAUAUUUGUUGUGUGUAGUAAGACUCUGCAGCUUUAAUAAAAAUAAUGAAAGAUUU